CAAACAGAUAGAUUCAACGGACACUCCCCCAUGCCGAUUCCCUAAUAUCACCAUCAGACCCCCCCGCUCUCCCCUUCACUCCACUCACCUUCAUCACUCCCCUCUUCCCCUCUCUCCGGCCACUUCUCCGAUCAACUCAAAGUUGGACAUCACCGCGGCGGUGGACAUGGAAAGAUAAUGAGAAACUGGCGGGAACGACGGCCAUCGUAUAUAUCAUGUCGAUUAUGUACUCCGAUUGCCUCUCCGAUCUGCUCUGCGAGGAGGACUCCGGUGGAAUCCUCUCCGGGGACCCGCCGUCGCCGGAUAGCUCGUCGGACCUGGAGUCCCCGGCUUUCGUCGAGGAGUCGAUCGCCGAGCUCAUCGAGGACGAGAAGGACUUCGUGCCGGGGUUCGACUACCUCGCCCGGUUCCGCUCCCAGUUGCUCGACGCCUCCGCUAGGGAGGAGUCCGUUGCAUGGAUUCUCAAGGUGCAUGCUUACUACGGGUUCCAGCCGUUAACGGCGUAUCUGGCCGUUAAUUACCUGGAUCGCUUCCUAUAUUCGCGCAGCCUGCCGCAAACAGAUGGGUGGCCAAUGCAACUCCUCUCAGUCGCCUGCUUGUCUUUGGCCGCUAAAAUGGAGGAACCUCUGGUUCCUUCUCUUCUCGAUCUUCAGGUCGAAGGUGCCAAGUUCGUAUUCGAGCCCAGGACCAUAAGGAGGAUGGAGCUUCUCGUACUCACUGUCCUGAACUGGAGACUGCGGUCUGUAACACCGUUCAGCUUCAUCGGUUUCUUUGCUUGCAAGAUCGAUCCCUUGGGAUCGUGCGUUGGGUAUCUCAUUUCGCGAUCGACUGACAUAAUCUUAUCGGACAUUCAAGAAGCAAGCUUUCUUGAAUAUCGGCCAUCUUGCACUGCCGCAGCUGCAGUGCUCUGCGCUGCCAGCGAGAUCCCGAGCCUCAUGUCGCUGGUCAAUCCCGAGCAUGCAGAGUCGUGGUGCGAUGGGUUGAUCAAAGAGAAGAUCGUGGGCUGCUACCGGCUAAUGCAGAGUCUCGUGCUCAUUAAAAACAACAGCCGGAGGAAUAAGCCCCCAAAGGUGCUGCCGCAGUUCCGGGUUACGACCCGGGCAAGAAUAAUGUCAUUGAGGUACAGCGAUGACUCAUCGUCAUCAUCCUCUUCGUCCGCAUCUUCGCCAUAUAACAAAAGAAGGAAAUUAAACAACUCCCUGUGGGUAGAUGAUGACAAGGGAAGCUCCGAACAAUAAAAACACAACAUAAGAAUAUAGGGAGGAAGAUGGGGGGAAUAAAGAACAAAAAUAAAAACGAACGAAAAGCAAAAGGUGGUGGUCCAGAUCAGUUGGUGGUGAGAGUAGAAACCUCUGUGUUUUUUUGUAGGAGGGGUUUGAUGAGAUUAAAACUUGACUCGAGUGAUGUAGAGAUGGAAGUAUAUAUAUAAAUAUAUAUAGUGAGAGGGAGAGUGUAUGUAUGUCAUGAGAGAGAGUUUUGGUGGGUGUGUAGAUUUAUUAAUUUCUUUUCUUCUGUGGAGGCAUUGCCAUACAUCCAUUGAUGGCUCUGCGGAUUCCCAAGGGAAGGGAGGGGGGGACAGUGAGAGUAAUGGAGUGCCAAGAAAGUGAUGAAAUGUUAGGUGAGUGUUAUUCGUCCAUUUGGAUGUAUAAUGCUCGAUUAAGCUAUGAAAGUAAAAGAUUAGUCUCAUAAUGAAUUCACAGAUUAUCACGUAUAAGUAUAUUUUUACUCAUUCAAGUGAAUGGUAUUUAAUCGAAGAUAAUGGGGAGGGGACUGAUAUGAUUGAAUUCAAAGACUGCAUUGAUUACGGAAUGAAAGGGGAAUAGGGGAGGUGGUGGGACCCAGCAACCCCUAUGUACUUUAAAUAUAGCCAAGGGUUGGCACAGUUAGGGCUUCAUCAAGCUUUCGAGUUGAUCAAUCAUCUUCAAUGGUGGAAAGUCAAGGUUGAAGUCUUCAUCCCCCAUUUCCACAAGGUGGCCUGGCCACCAUCAAAUUUUUCAACGCCGGAGGUGGAAAAUAAGAGGACAUGGGGUGGAAGGGCUCCUCAAGACAGGGACUAUUUUGAUUGGGAGAGUUUAAUUCAUGAUUUGUGUGUGUGUAAUUAUCGUGUGCAUGUUUUUAUUUUUUCUGGCGGGAAUUACUUUCCCAUUCGUGGCCUCGGGUCGGCCUAACCAUACUAAAAGGAUUUUUCUUCUGAUUUUUUUGAUUUCCCGGGUGUCGUUCGCAUGCGUACGCGGGUUACAUGUGCGGGCGAAUACACAGAGAAUUGUAAUUUUUUAAUUGAAUUUUUCCGUGGCUUUUCGGCCUAACAAGGAAUACCAAAAGGGGUCCUCGGGGGGGCCUUCAUAUGCGUGCUGUAAUGGAUUCAUCGAUGUUGCAAUAAAAUUUGUAAUAUUUGAAUUGCCACAUUAA
Molecule: messenger RNA, 2409 nt
Organism: Punica granatum (pomegranate)
Lineage: Eukaryota; Viridiplantae; Streptophyta; Magnoliopsida; Myrtales; Lythraceae
Source: RefSeq, a predicted model, not a curated record